Lycium barbarum (goji berry) is the source of this 582-nucleotide messenger RNA. Its product is annotated as early nodulin-93-like. The record is from RefSeq and is a predicted model, not a curated record. The transcript is spliced from 3 exons. NCBI's taxonomy places the organism in Eukaryota, Viridiplantae, Streptophyta, Magnoliopsida, Solanales, Solanaceae. The coding region runs from base 91 to 378 and encodes 95 amino acids.
CAAACUCAUCAAUUCUUGCAAAGCAUCAUAUAUUUACUGUCCUAUCUUCUUCCUAAGUUAAAAUUAAGUAUUUUUUGAUACAAAACAAAAAUGGCAGCAAAGAAUGUGAGUUUGGCAUCAGUGGACCAAAAAUUAGCCAUGGCUAAACGUUGCUCUCAUGAAGGAGUAGUUGCAGGAGCAAAAGCAGCAGUUGUUGCAUCAGUUGCUACUGCCAUUCCAACUUUUGCUUGUGGGAAGAUGGUACCUUGGGCAAGAGCCAAUCUCAAUCCAACUGCUAAAGCUCUUAUUGUCUCCACUGCUGCUGGCAUGGCAUAUUUUAUUGUAGCUGACAAGACCAUUCUGAAAACAGCUAGGCAAAACUCCUUCAAACAGGGCUAAACUAUUUUAGCACUAAGUUUUAUCUAAUAUCAACAUUACUGUAAUCCCCUAGUUUAAGUACAAUUAUGGGAUUGAUAAGAGAUCAGUUUAGUAGAAACCUCUAUUGAUCCCUCGGGGAUAGAUCACAAAAAAAAUGUUUCUGUCUAUGUAGUCCCAACAUCAACAUCUAUUGUUGUGAAUAUAAUGAAGUUGGCUUUUCUCAAA